This is a messenger RNA of Anthostomella pinea, 1938 nucleotides long. Lineage: Eukaryota; Fungi; Ascomycota; Sordariomycetes; Xylariales; Xylariaceae. The record is from the annotation of a GenBank genome assembly.
AUGACCUCACACGACCAAGCUCGCCCAGCUUCCAACCUGCUGCGCGCGACUCCAGCCGGCGCCGAUCCGAACCCAAGACCACUAAUUGCAACCAUCGAGUUCGAUUCGUUGCAGCCGUGCGAAACCCUCGUCACGGCCAAGACGGGCCACAAGGUCAUUGCCAGCUUCAAUGUAGCCUCUUGGCCCGCACACGCUAUGUACAUACCUGGUGGACCGGCUAUUUUCCAACCGCCAGCCAUGCCCGCCAUGCUGGAGCGGAAGCAGGACACGAGCCCGGCUACGAGUUGGCAUACCGACCCCUGGCCCUCCGGCACCUCCCGUUCAUGGAAGCCUAUGGAAACACUGGCGUGGAAGCGCUCUUGUUUGGCCAUCCAGGCCAUGUCGCCGGACUUUCGUUUCGACGACAUUGAUGUCGCCAUGAGUGUGACCCAUUGUCGUGGGCUUCUAGCAAUGUGCACCGGGGCCGAGGACCACCGCUGUUUCUACCAAAUCUCGCUCGUCCACAACAUAUUAGUGGUCAACCGCGUAUUUCGUCGCCAGAAGCCUAGGACAGGGGAAACCCCCGGCGAAGAGGAAGAGAAGAGCCCCGACGAUAGUCAUCCUACUCAGCGAAGCUCGUUCGAUUUCGGCAAAUACUUCGAAAGCAAGUUUAGAAAAUGGCCCCCUGGGCUCGAGAAUAGCUACAACCAUGUUCGACACCUGCAGUACGACCUAGGUCAGCUAAAGUGCUUGAUUGGGGUCGGGGUCGACGCCACUAUCCAUGCUCCAGUAGAAAUGAGGACGUCAGGAUCGUCGCAAGCUAUGCCUCCAAGGUCGUUCGAGAUGGAGGGUUUCCAGGUCGUCCUACAGGGUGCCAACCCAAAUACUUCUGCCGCCGAGAUGAAGACAAAGCGGCAGUUCAGACAACACGAAAUAGACCAAGUCUGGUUCAGCCGGACAGCCAACUUGAUCCACGCCGACAUGGGCCUCGACAAGGGUAAAACGUCACAGAACAGCGACCAUGUAUUCGUCCGAAACGUCAAAGUGGAAGAUACGAGCAAUCGACUCCAUCAGUGGGAGAAUGUGGAGCGCAACCAGCUCGCGCUACGAAAGCUUAACAACACCCCCAACACCUACACCAACACCAACAUGCCGGACACCUACCAUCUCGCAGCAGACGCAGAGGAAGCACUGUCGCCCGGCCUCAGCCCCAAGCGCUCGGAGACGUUCUCGAGUUUCACUACCGAGGAGAAGACCAUCGAUGGCGUUACCUUCCUCGACAUCCUACCAGCUGAGCCCUACAAGCUCCAAGUCCUGGUCCAUCUAGGUCCUGGCCUGGAGACUCGCUGGCGCUCAAUCACAGUCACCGAGAGCGACGACGUCGCGACCAUAGUCAAGAAGCUGCUCUCCGAGUACAAGAGCUCAGUCUCCUGGUUAUGGCGGCUCCAAUACCGCGUCGUCGAGGGCAAGACGCUCACUCUUCAGAAGGCCGCGCUGCGGAACGCAGCUACCUUCGAACAAAGUGGUCCGGCCCACUGUGACCACCCUCAAUGCUUCAUCGGGCGAUGCGAAGACGCCGGCGACCUCACGAGGGCCUUCUUGUUCCCCCCCGACUGUCUAUAUCAGUGGAGCGGAUACAAGCUAGACAAGUCUGCGUACAAAGACUGCCGGGUCACGUCCGGCCACGAGGUCCUCCUGAUCACCCACACGCCUCCCGUUCCCAAGCCCAAGAAGGAGAAGAAAGAGAAAGAAGAGAAGAAGCCCAAGACCACGCGAGCGAAGGAAUCGCACUCCGCCAACUCGUCGACAUCGAGCACCGGCCUGGUAUCGGAACCGGAGCAUAAGUCUGACGGGGUGUGUUGUACAGUGUGCGGAAUCAUCACGGUCCUCGUCAUCCUCGCUGUCGCCGGAUUGUUCGUAUGGGCUUUUGUCAAGGUACCACCACAAAGCCCCAAGUAA